AUGGCGUCAAAUAGCCAAAGCCCUGGCGAGAAUGAUACCUCCAAUCAGAUCCCGCUUCAGGAUCUUUCCAGGUCCGACAUCAAUGUCCCCGCAGAUGGCCAUAGCAGAGGCCGCGCCAAUAGUGUGGGGGGCGGAGUCUUUUCACGACGAUCGUUAAUGGGAAGAGGGUCCCGCAAGCAGUACCAGAGUGUUGCAGAGGAGUCGCCGGUCGACUUGGCAAAUGCAAAUAACAGGGACCCAUUUCAAUCACCUGAAGAUGAGGAGAAUGAUCUGGGUGCACUCGCACAGGCGAUGUCGUUCGGAAUUACCUUUGACGCGCCACGAUUAUCAUUAUCAGGACCCUCCGCUAGACACGACUUUGAUGGUGCCUCCGAUCUCGAUAACGUGCCCUUGGACAAUUAUAGCUCACACGAACCCGACAAUUAUGCGCCCCAAGCAGACGACGAAGACGACACUGCACGCUUGACCGAUCCCCGAUUCCUCCAGCCGAUUAGUGGCGCCCUAGCUGAAGGUCGACCAAGAAGUGAUACUGGCGGUUAUUCCAUGCACUCUGGUGAUGGGUCGCGUCUAGGCGAUGACCUCCCUCAUGUGGAGGAUGGAUUGGGCCGACGCCGUGGCAGUAGCGCGCGGUCUCGUUCUCUAUCCCCAUCGGCCUCUGGCGGGGCGCUGCAGCGUGCCAGUUCGAUGGUGAAAUCCAUGUCACAGCGAGUGGUUAACCUGAGUAAUGAACCGGAAAUCGUGCAGCAGUCAAUCGAACGGGAAGAGUCCCAAAAAAAUUCACGGCUAGAAGGGCCCCCGGUCCUACCUGCGCUGACGGAUUUCGCCCAUGAUACCACCCCUGGACUGCCGCCGAGAGAGAACCGGGCGUCGAGAACGAUGUGGAAGUACCGAAAUAACCCUUUCCGAGGCAGGUCGCUGGGCUUCCUGGGUCCCAAUAACCCCUUUCGACUCUGGCUUUGCGAUAUUCUCGUGAAUUCGUACAUGGAACCCUUCAUUCUGGUAAUUAUUGUGGUUCAGACUAUUCUGCUGAUCGUGGAGUCCUCACGAUCAGUAUUCAAUCGACCUUUGGCGGUGCAUUGGGGCAGUACUCCGUUGGAUUAUGUUUUCUUUACCAUUUUCAUCAUCUAUACCCUUGAAAUUGGCGCCAAGAUCUUGGUCUCUGGUUUUAUUUUCAACCCGAGGGAGUAUAGCACGCUAAACCGAAACCUGGGCAUCAGGAAAGCGAUAGCAGAGAAGGGUAAGAACCUCAUUACUCCACAUCGGCAAACGACCAAGAAAAAAGUUUCAUUCCUACAACCCGACCCCCAGGCUUCUAUCUUGCGAACCUUUACUGGGAUGAAUGCACUGGAAACUGAAACCUACGACGAUCCUCUGCAGAAACGCCGCACUCUACUCGCCCACCGUGCGUUCCUCCGCCACUCUUUCAAUCGUCUGGACUUUGUGGCAAUCAUUUCCUAUUGGGUCUCCUUCGUUCUUUCACUACAGGGCUUGGAGGCAACUCACCAGCUUUACAUUUUUCGCAUGAUGAGCUGUCUUCGAAUCUUGCGGUUGCUUUCUCUCACCAACGGUACUUCUGUAAUUCUUCGAAGUCUUAAACGCGCCGCACCUCUUCUUGUGCAUGUUGCAUUUCUCAUUGGAUUCUUUUGGCUUCUGUUCGCUAUUGUCGGCAUGCAGAGUUUCAAAUCGAGUCUUAAGAGAACCUGCGUCUGGGUUGAUCCUGAGGGCAUUUCUAAUUUCACUUCGAACGAUCCCUACGGCACAAUUCAAUUCUGCGGCGGGUAUAUCAACAGCACAACAGGGGAGCAUAUGCCUUGGCUUGAUAGCUCUGGGACUGUUCCGGCCAGUUCUACCGCCAAAGGCUAUAUGUGCCCCACAGGUUCCCUCUGCGUUGAAGGCAGUAAUCCCUACAAUGGAACACUGAGUUUCGAUAACAUUUUUCAGUCACUGGAGGCGGUUUUUGUCAUCAUGAGUUCCAACACGUUCACCGACUUGCUUUACUACACCACCGACAGUGACUAUCUGGCAGCAGCGCUGUUCUUUGCCUUCGGUAUAGUUAUUCUAAGUCUGUGGUUGGUGAAUCUGCUCGUUGCAGUCAUUACCCAUUCUUUCCAGGUCAUACGAGAGGAAAGCAAACGCAGUGCUUUCGCCAUUCAAAAGAUCGACAAUGUUGAAGACGAUGAUACCAUGACCCGAAAAGUGAGCACGCUCAAACGAUUUUACGACAAAACCGAAUACUUUUGGGUUCUCAUCAUUGCCUACGACCUUAUCAUCCAAGCAUUGAGAAGUUCCACUAUGGCAGAAGAACGAGCUCGUUUCAUUUCAAACACAGAAUUAGUGGUCACACUAAUCUUUCUCCUUGAAAUUGCUGUGCGCUUUGCAUCGGAUUGGCGUGUAUUUCAUCGGAGACCCCGAAAUUGGCUCGACCUUCUCCUUGUUGUCGUCACUUGUGUCAUUCAGAUACCUCCCAUUAAAAGUUCGGGCCGUGCUUACAGCGUUCUCACGCUCUUUCAAAUUUUUCGGGUCUACCGAAUUGUGCUGGCAAUCCCUGUCACAAGAAAGCUUAUCAUGGUUGUCUUCCGAAACACCGUUGGUCUGCUCAACCUCAUAUUCUUCCUCUUCUUAAUGACUUUUCUCGUUUCCAUCUUUGCAACCCAACUCUUUCGCAGUCAAAUUCCUUCUGAAGAUCCAACUGGAAAUUACAUCAAGACCACGUUUGCCGAUAUCUAUAACUCGUUUUUGGGAAUGUAUCAGAUCUUAUCAAGCGAGAACUGGACAACCAUCUUGUAUAACGUCACUGCAUACACGACCCACUUCAAUACCGCUUGGAUUUCCGCCUCAUUCAUCAUCUUGUGGUUCAUUGUGGCCAACUUCAUCAUUUUGAACAUGUUUAUUGCGGUCAUUCAAGAGAGCUUUGAUGUGUCAGAGGACGAGAAACGUCUCCAACAGGUUCGGGCAUUUUUGGAGCAGAAGCAUGUCGGGCAGGCUACCCAAGGGAACCUUGCGCUUUCAAAGAUUCUUCGCCUGGGCCGCGAUUCGGAUCGCUAUAAGGAUCCGCUUGAUCAUGGACCCGCUGCGUUGGAAAUGCUUUUGAAGGAUGCCGUUGUCCGCGAGUUUCUCGAUGAAGAAGAAGAGAAGCUGGAAGGGGAGUCGGAGACCCGGCGCCGAGAGACUGCGCUUCCUGACAGUGUGGCUGCAGAGACCACUGACCCUGGUUUCAUCUCGCAGGCCUUGGCCAAGGCGAAUGCUCUCAUUAUGGGCCGGGAACCAAACCCAUUCUACUCGAAACUAAAGUUUUCACGGGCCUACGAAGAAUUGGAUCCCAGAACCAUGGCCAGAGAAGUGGUUUCGGCGGCUGAGGCGAGGAAGCGGGCACAAAGAGAGUAUCUCAUCAAACACCCGAAAUACAACAAGUCGCUUUACAUGUUUGUACCACAUCACCCAGUCCGAAAGCUGUGUCAGCGAAUCGUUGGUCCUGGACGCGGAAACCAACGUGUUGAAGGCGUGGAUCCAUAUAAGCCAGUGUGGUAUACCUUUUCAGCCUUCAUUUACGCGGCCAUUGUGGCCAUGGUCCUGCUUGCAUGCAUCACGACCCCAUUGUACCAGAGACAAUAUUUCAGUUCGGACCGCAAUUGGUUUGUCUACACCGACAUGGGCUUUGCAGUCGUUUUCACCAUCGAGGCGACUAUCAAGGUGAUUGCCGAUGGCUUUUUCUGGACACCCAAUGCAUACUUCCGCAGCUCUUGGGGUUUCAUUGACGGAGUUGUAUUGCUCACUCUGUGGGUCAACGUCGGCAGCACUCUGUAUAAGGACUACAAUAUUUCCAGACCUAUCGGUGCCUUCAAAGCUCUGAGGGCUCUGCGUUUGCUGAAUGUCAGUGAUAGCGCGAAGGACACUUUCCAUUCCGUCAUUAUCCUAGGGGGAAUGAAUGUCAUUGCUGCAGCGGCGGUUUCGCUGAGUUUUCUAAUCCCCUUCGCCAUCUAUGCUCUCAACUUGUUCAACGGACAGUUGUUAACCUGCAACGAUGGAAACUUUUCAGGUAAUUUGACUUAUUGCGUCAAUGAAUACGCUAGCUCCCCUUACAAUUGGGAUGUCAUGGCGCCCCGAACUGUGAGCAAUACCUACUACGACUUUGACAAUUUCGGCGACUCCCUCUUCAUUCUCUUCCAGAUUGUGUCUCAGGAAGGUUGGAUCGAUGUCCAACAAAGCGUAAUGAGCAUUGUCGGGCCUGGGUUACAGCCUCAGGACAAUGUUGCCCCCGCCAACGGCUUCUUCUUUGUGGUCUUCAACUUGCUUGGAGCCGUGUUUGUCCUGACGCUGUUUGUAUCUGUUUUCAUGCGCAACUACACAGAACAGACCGGUGUUGCCUUUUUGACCGCUGAACAACGAUCCUGGCUGGAAUUGCGGAAAAUCCUUCGACAGAUUUCACCGUCCAAACGUUCCCUCCACGAAAAGAGUGCCCAGUGGCAGCAGUGGUGCUAUCGUAUCGCUGUCAAAAAACACGGUCGAUGGGCGCACUUUGUUACUUUCACCCUGUGUAUACAUUUGGUCCUUUUGGUGCUUGAGUUCUACCCGGAGCCUGAAAUGUGGGAGUUGGCUCGUUCCAUUCUAUUUUUUAUUUUCAUGUUCGUCUACGUGGCCAAUGUCGUGAUCCGAUUUGUCGGCCUUGGAUGGCACCGGUUCAGCCGAAGUUCAUGGGACCUAUACUCUCUCCUAGCUGUACCCGGUGCAUGGGUCACCACUGUAUUGCAUAUCGCAUAUUCGACACAGGUUGUUCUUGAGUUGAACAAGCUAUUUCUCGUCGCAAUUGCUUUGCUUCUCAUUCCACGAAAUAACCAGCUGGACCAGCUGUUCAAGACUGCCGCAGCUAGUCUACCAGUCAUUGGCAAUCUCCUUGCUACCUGGUUUGUGUUAUUUCUAGUGUUCGGCAUCGCCAUGAACCAAGCUUUUGGUCUCACGAAAUUCGGAAGCAACGAGACCAAUAAUCUCAACUUCCGCGACGUUCCCAAAACACUCAUCCUGCUCUUUCGAUCCAGCUGUGGAGAGGGAUGGAAUCAAAUUAUGGAAGACUUUGCCACCAUGGAACCCCCUUACUGCACAUAUAGUUCCAACUUCCUCGAAAACGACUGCGGCAGUGCCGGCUGGUCUCGGACUCUUUUCAUUGCGUGGAACAUUAUCAGCAUGUACAUCUUUGUCUCACUAUUUGUUUCGCUUAUUUUCGAAAGUUUCUCUUAUGUCUACCAACGAAGCAGCGGGCUAUAUGCGGUGAGUCGCGAAGAGAUCCGCCGCUUCAAACAGGCCUGGUCGACGUUCGAUCCGGAUGGAACUGGGUUCAUCUCUAAAGAGCAGUUUCCCCGGCUACUUGGGGAGCUCUCAGGCAUCUUCACGAUGCGGAUCUACGACGGAGAAUUUACCGUCGGCGCAAUAUUAGAUCAAUGUCGAACCAACGCGCGAGACUCAAUGGUCUCCUUCCACUCACUGAAUAUGCACUCGGCAGAGUCCUUGAAUCCGAUGAUGCAACUCCGUGCGGAGGACAUUGUGGAUGAGGUCGAUCUGAAAGAGCUCAACCGCAUUCUUAACCGCAUCCCUAUUAAUACCAUUCGUGAGCGGCGACAGCGGCUCAAUAUCUUCUACGAAGAAGUCCUGGUUUCGGCAGACCCCGACCGUGGUAUUUCCUUCCACCAAUGUUUGAUGAUUCUCGCCCAUUACAAUAUCAUCAGCGAUAGCAAGAGUCUACGUCUAGAGGAGUUCCUUCGUCGCCGAGCACGCCUUCAGCGUGUCGAGGAAGCUGUCCGCCGUAACACCGUGAUGGGUUUCUUCGAUACUCUGUACUGGUCCCGUAGAUUCCGCCAGGCCGUUGAACGCAAGAAGAACGCCCGCAUGACCACCGUUCCUCAAUUCACAGUACCCGAGAUCUACGUCGACGACCCCGUGGAUGACUCCAAGGAGCACGAGGAGCCAGCCCCCGGCAUGAUGACGCCACAAACCCAGCCUGAUCUCGAAGGAGCCUUUGCGCCAAUGCUCUCACCGUCGUCUACCUUGCACCGCCGCGCGGAAUCCAGCCCUAGUGCCCACCGGCAUGACCUGCCUCGUCUAGACACUACUAUGACUGGCCGAUCAUCGGGUGCCAGCACCCCGACGGAAUGGGCCAGUAUCAGUCCAUCGCGCACACCACGCCAUAUGUAUGGCGAUCGCGCGUCAUUCGAUUUUGGUGAGCGCCGUGAUUCGGCUUCGGCUUCGGGUGCCGACCAUUCCCAAGAGAACAGCACCAUGAGCGUGCAAGAUGUGAUGAACUCGCUAGAUAACUCUGCCUGGGGCGAAAGUAUCCGGCGUAGUUUUACGCAGCGGCGAUCAGGUGAGCGACGAUCCGGUGAGGGCUCAAAUCGGUCGACCCAAUCUACUGAACCAGCUUCACCUUAA
This is a messenger RNA of Penicillium odoratum, 6417 nucleotides long. RefSeq names its product calcium channel protein CCH1 (gene cch1). Gene Ontology annotation, molecular function: high voltage-gated calcium channel activity; calcium ion binding. Gene Ontology annotation, biological process: calcium ion import across plasma membrane. The transcript has 2 exons. Lineage: Eukaryota; Fungi; Ascomycota; Eurotiomycetes; Eurotiales; Aspergillaceae. Gene Ontology annotation, cellular component: membrane; voltage-gated calcium channel complex. The record is from RefSeq and is a predicted model, not a curated record. Bases 1 to 6417 code for a protein of 2138 amino acids.